Schistosoma spindalis is the source of this 4484-nucleotide messenger RNA. The record is from the annotation of a GenBank genome assembly. Lineage: Eukaryota; Metazoa; Platyhelminthes; Trematoda; Strigeidida; Schistosomatidae.
AUCUGUUGGAUUUAGUGAGCGCGCGUUUCCAGUCUCACCGUUUCUCUAAUUUUUGCGCGUCGGUGGUUUAACGAAGACGAGUCUGGGGAUUUACUCCGAGUACAUAGCUCCGACCAUUUUAAUGGUUAUCUGGUAGUGGAGUAUAAUGACAGAUUUCAGUGAUAAUUGUCUAUCUGGCUUGAGUGACGAAGAAGUCAGUCUUAAUCUAAAGAAUCGCUUGUCAAAUCAUAGCAGUACAGGAAAGAAUAUGAGUUCGUUUAACAGAAUGUCUGGUAACCACAAGCAAGGCAGCGCUCUUCAUCAAUUAUCAAGUCUUCUUGGGCAAACCAUGAGACUAGAAAAUGUGGCUGACUUGAAAGAGGUACUCAAAUCAGUUGGUACUGGUUAUCAGCGUGGCCUCCCAACAAUACCAAUAAAUGAUCUCCGUGGUGAAGAAGCUGCUGCUUAUCCUCGGGAGGAUUGCGUAUUGAGACGUAGUUUGGCUGCUCUGUAUCGUUUGAUUGAUAUGAGAGGAUGGACGCAUUCAAUUUAUAACCAUAUAUCUGCAAGGUGCACUACAAAUCCCAAUCACUUCUUAAUUAACCCUUUCGGGUUACUUUAUCAUGAAAUUCAAGCCUCUAGUUUAGUGAAAAUAGAUGCAAAUGGUAAUAUAGUUGAUCAAGGUAGCUCAGUGUUAGGUGUAAAUAAGGCUGGUUGGACUCUUCAUUCUGCACUACACUCAGCUCGUAAAGAUAUUAAUUGCAUUAUUCACGUUCAUUUGGCUGAUGUAAUAGCGGUUUCGUGUCUUCGCGCAGGGCUCAUGCCUGUCAGUCCUGAGGCCAUUGAACUAGUAUCAAAUCAUGGAGUUCGCUAUCAUGAGUAUCGAGGUAUUCUGGUAGAUGAGGCAGAACGUUCUAGCAUUGUGAAAGAUCUAGGCUCUAAAGCAAAGGUUCUGUUUUUACGAAAUCAUGGUGUGGCAGUCACUGCUUCUAGUAUUCCCGAAGCAUGGUAUCUCGUUAAACGAGUAGUAACUGCUUGUCAGACCCAGAUGCGAUUGAUGCAACUAGGGAAUAUGACAAGUUUAUUGUCUGAUUUAAAGGAUAGUGCUGUGCAGCUAAUAGCAGACGGUCAAGCUGACCAGUCAGAAGAAAUAGGAUCAAAUGUCGUAGAUCAAGAUAAAAAUGGUCAUACAUCAUUGAAUGGUGGUAAAACUGGCAGUGAUAAUGGAGAUAUUUCAUGGACACCAGCAGAAUUAGAAUUUGAGGCUGAAAUGCGUGUUCUAGAUAGUGCUGGUUUCAGAACUGGUCAUGUUUAUCGUCAGCCUAAUUUACUGAGACGAACACAUCCUGGUUCAUCGUGGCCAGGAGAUACAUAUGGUGACCAAAUAACAGGGGCUGAUUUACUGACAACGGACUUUUCCACUAAUGAGUUCAGUGGGGCUGAAGAUUUGGCUGCAGCUGAAGCAGCGGGUGCUGAACAAGUGUCUAGAAUUGUUGAUCAUGUCCGUGCCAGUCGCCAAAAAAAUGCACAACGAAAUCAGUGGUUAGCAAAAGCUAAUGAACCACCACAAAACGGUGUGGUAACCAGCUCUAUGAUCGAUUCGCCCCGGAAAUUGUCCGGAACUAAAGGUUCAGGUGACUAUCGUUCUCAUCCAUUUACUUUGGAUUCUCCUGUCUGUUCACCUGUUAGACGAUCUGAACCCGGAAGCGCAUCAUCUCGUAUAGGAAGGGAUUCCCAUUCUCCUGUUAUACGAAGUCCACAUGAUGUUUCUGACUAUUCAAUCCAUAACGGUUCAGUCUCGAUCUCAGUAGACACCACGGCAUCCAAUAGUUUAACACCGAACAAACGAUUUAAUGAUUCCUGUGUAAAUAAGAGUGCAACACUACCUGCCAAUGUACAGCAUUUGUCUGUAAUGUCGAACUCAAAUACCCUUCAAUCGGUUGAUGGUGAUCUUUUGAAUAAUAAUGUUGAGGUUAUUUUUACGUUUUUUCUCCAUAUUUUGCAUGUUUUUAUAUUCACGAAUUGUUGUUGUCUUGCGAUUAUUAUUGGCAGUUAUGUAAUUUUAUUGGUAGUUACAGCAUGUCGUGAAGUCAGUUUUACUGUUCACGUCCUUGUGGUAUUGGUUUAGUUCAGUAUAUUCUAGUUGAAUGCAGUAAUACGAUAAAAGAUAAGAUAAUUAUCGCGUCGGUUUUUUUUCUGAAUUAAAAUUAUUCCAAUUUUGAGGAAUGUUAGGAAUUAUGUUUUAUUUGGACAUAACUUUUAUAUAGAAGUGAACAAAAGAUUGUAUUUCGAUAUAAUUUAGUGGUAUUUUUUGUUUUAAUCUCUUUAAUCAGUAAUAAUGAAUUUUGUUUCGUAUAAUUCGAUUAAUAUUUAGGGAAGUAAAACGCUUGAGAAAAAGAUCAAAAAGAAAGGAAGCUUCCGAAUGCCAUCAUUCUCCAGAAAGAAGAAACACUAGCAAUAAACUUAUAAUGAUGCCUACUACACACCUGCUUGUAUUUGUUUCCAGUUCCUUUUUCAUGCAUUCACUUUCAUGUCUCUGUGGUCAUAUAUAUUACUAUUAUACAGCUUUGUCUAAAUUUAAAAUAACGGCUAACUAAAAUAAUUUGAUAAUUGUUAUUGCAUAAAGAUAUACAGUCAUCAGAUGUUAGUGGUGUUUUCCCCUGUUUUAUUUUGUGCUCUUAUAUUAAUUUUCCUUACUGAUUGUUGAAGUUUUCUUUUUUUUGCUUAUCAUUUAUCUUUUUUUUGCUAAUUGUUAACCAGUCGAUAACUUCACUUAAUUAAGUCUUAACUGCUAUUUUUGUUCAGUUUUUUCUGUAUGUGUGUGAGCUGCCUUCAUUCGAAUCGCUACAUAGCUUUUUAUUGAUAAUAAUCAUUGUUUUAUAAAUUGUCUGAUCAUUAGUAUUAAUGGUCCACAAACAUGUUUUGAUUACUGAACUAUUUGUUCGGUACUUCAAAAAAUUCACAUAUUCCCACUGUCUCAAGGAGAUAUCGGUUCUUGAAUAUUUUCUAACAUGAUAAAAGAAUAAACACUUCACUUCCCUAAUUUCCAUCUUGGAAAAUAGAAUUUUUAGCAUUCUAACACAAGUAUUUGUGGAGUAACACUAUGAAAUUUUAAUUUCCUCUUUCUCAUACUGUGUAUAUUCGAUUAUAUAAACGCCAUCAGUCUUUUACUCCAGAGAAUUUCUCACAUAUAAUGUCCUUAACUCUUUUUCUCCUUUAUCAGAUAUGAAUCAUUAUUGUGGUUUAACAAUGUAUGAGUUAUAUAUAAAUUUGUUUACAUUUUAUCAGGAAUAUGAUAUGCUAUUCCUCUUGAUCUACCAUUUUCUCCAAGUUUUUUGUAUUUUAAAGUCUUAGAAAUUCAAUCGUUUUCCGUUAUUUUUUCCAACUCAGCCCAUAUUUUUUGUUGGUUUCAUCUACUUCAUUAGUGUCUCAUUUCUUUCGUAUCGCCAUCUAAAGUUUGUUCAAUUGUUCAGCUUAGUGUUCUUGGUUAUGUGCUUACGAGUCUAUGGCUCUCCUUGUAAUAUCGUGUCGACAAACACUUAGUAUACUCGGAACUUGUUUUUUUGACGUUUAUUAUUAUAUUCUGAAUAAUAUUUUAGUCUAAUCACAAUAGAAUUUUUUGUUUGGUUAUUGAAUAUGCCUGAAGACUAAACUUCUUACGAUGGAAAUUUUAUUUGUUGUGGACGAUAUUGUUUUUAGAUAUUCAGUUAGGUGUAUAUUAAUUUUUUUAUUAUUCGCAAAUCCGAAAACAACGACUGUUGUAUCCUAACUCAUGGGUGUAAAUCAGAAUACUGGUACAUUUUUAUUGUGUAUAAUUCCGUUUACAGAUGGUUAAAUUUGGACAGUUGGAUUCUUUAAACGACAAAUCGUUGAAAAAUCUUACGAAUGCAAAGCAUUAUUAUAGUGUUAUUUAACCGCUAUUCGGAAUUCAUUUUCAUAUUACUCUUUAAUUUAUUACAUUAAAUCUGAAUCUCUAUAAAGAUUUAUUGUGAACAUUAAGUUAAAGUAAAUAUCAUAACUGUGUUUGGUUAACAUUCAUAGGAUUUGAAAUAUCUUAAUCGUAUUUAUAUCUAGGGAAAACAAUUUGUUGUUUCAUUGAUUUCGUAAUAAACUAUUUUGAAUCCGUGACAUUACGCCCUAAAGCUGAAUAUCUUGAUUAACUAAUUUAUGCUUAAUCAGAAAUAUUUCCUGCUAAAUACGAAAGUACAGGUCUUGUAAGAACACCUGUGCAUAGUACGUUAUCUUACAUACCGUUACAUAAUUAUGAGAUACUGUCCUUUACUUUAUAGAUUUACUUUUAACUACUCGAGAUGGCUCCUUUCAUGACGCUUUUGUUUCAUUAAUUUGUACACGAAUUCUAAAAUACAUUGUAUGGAGUAGUGAGAUUUUUUACAACUGAGUAACUUUAACAGAAUUCAAGCCAUUUUUAUACUCCAACUAAUUUAAUGAACAGAUUCUGCGGUUCGAUUGUUGUACUAAGAUAAGUAUAAAGAUUGCUAAUUGAU